Paramecium pentaurelia is the source of this 2331-nucleotide messenger RNA. The record is from the annotation of a GenBank genome assembly. Lineage: Eukaryota; Ciliophora; Oligohymenophorea; Peniculida; Parameciidae.
AUGUCACUAUUUUCAAAAAGAGCAUAUAGAGCAAUUAAAACUAUUCUGGUGUCUCCAUAAGCAGAAAUUCUGACAUUAAUUAUUCGAAUUAUUUCAAUUUUAAUUCUGUUAUAUUUAGAUACCCUUAACGAUUUAAGCAACAAUAUUUAAUAUCAAAUAAUAUCUCAAGAUUAAUAAAUACUUUCAUUAGAUAUGUUAAAUAAAAAAUUGAUUUCUCACUAAUUUUAUAAAGACAAAUACUAAAAUGCUAGUUUACAUGUAUUAAAAGACAAUUUUUGGGAUUUAUUUGUUGAUCCUAAUGAAUUUGAAAUACUUUUAUCUGGAUUUAGAUUAGUUUAAUAUUAAAUAUCUUAUUCUGUAGAUUGUCAAUAUGAUAUAAGUAAAAUAGAAACUGAUACUUCAGAAUAAUAAAAAUUUAUAAAUAGUUUAUCUAGUAAUUGUAAUCCUGCAAAUAGUGAUGCCCUUUCUAUUUUAUAACCUUAGUUAUUUAUAUGUAAUAAUACAAAAUUAUGUUUAUAUUCAACUGAAUGCAUUGAAUUUUAAUUAAGAGAUAUUUUCAAAAAUACUAAUGAAGGGAUUCUUAAACGAUAUUCAGAAAAUUUAAUAAAAACUAGAUAAUUUGGAACAUAUCCAAAUAGUGCAUUUAUUGCUGAUAUAAAAUUUAAUGAUCGUGAAGAAAUGGAAUAAUAAAUUAAUAAAUUAAUUCUUAAUGAUUGGAUUACUAAUAAUACAAUAGCUCUUGUAGUUUAAUUUAAUAGAAUUAAUAAAUUUAAUAAUGUAAUAUAUUCUAAUACUUUUAUACAAUAAUUUCAUGAAACUUAAGAAUAAACUUUUGAAUAUUAAAUUAAUUAAAUAAAUACUAAUUCAAUGAACUCCUCAACUUGGUAUUCUUUUUCAAUAAUUUUAAUUGUAUUUAAUUUCUUUUUUAUCAUGAAAAUAAUAUUUGAAGGAUCAAUAGAUCCAAGAGCUACUUAAUUAUUAGUAUUUUUAGUAUCAAUUUUAGAAUCUGCCUUUUCAGUUAUAUGUACUCUUGAAUCUGCUGUAUUAAAUAGUGAUAUUUAAGAAGCAUUAAAUGAUUAAAAUUGUAUAUAAAACAAAAGUAUUAGUAAUUGGAAUAAUGGAUUUCCAUUGCUUUCAACUUGUCAUAAUUAUAUUUUAUUAGAUGCUACAUACUAAAUUUAAUAAAUAAGAAUCAUAUUUUUAGCAUUUGUUCUAUUAUUCAUCCCAUUUAAUGUAUUCUGGAUAUUCAGUUAUUUAAAUGGAACUGAAUUAAUUGUUAAAUUUAUUAAUUUAAUAUACAGAACAACUAUUCAUUUUUUUAAAAUGUUUAUAAUUCGAGUUGCCUAAUAUGUGACUUGGUCUCUAGCUUUUUAUAUAGCAUUUCGUAAAAACUUUGAGAGUUAUGAUUCAUAUGCUAGUUCACUUUAUUGUAUGAUAAUAUGGUCUAUUCCAACUGAAGAAAAGGAAUGGGAAAGAGGAGCUAUGAAUACUGGUCAAAUAACUAAUGCCCUAUUAGUUGUUCUAUUUAUGGUAAAUAAUAUUAUACUAUAUUUAGCUAUGCAGAAUUUAUGUUUUUUUAAUGAUUCUUAGUUUUACUUCGAUAUCUAUUUAAUCAGCUAGUGAUUUUGAAUUUGAUAUAAGAUCACCAUCUGCUAUAUAGAAUUUAGAAAAUAUUCAUCAAAAUAUUAAAAAAUUAGAUAAAUUUUAAAAGAAUUACUUAAGUGAUCAUGAGUAGAAUAAAUUAGAAAAUGGAAAAUUAGUAGCCUGGUUAAAUUUAAAUAUUAAGGAUUUAAUAUAAUAUUAAUAAAUUAUAUAGGAAUGCAUUUAAGUAAUAUAUUAUUAUUAUUAUUAUUAUUUUAGAAAUAAGUUAAAUUGUAAUAGUUUUAGAAUAUAUCAGAUUUAUCAUAGUUUGUUAGUUUCUUAUUUUAAAUAAAACCUUAAUUAUUGUUUAAAUCUCAAGUGUAUUUUAGAAUUAUCUUAGAUUUAGAACCUAUGGAUUAGACUUAACAUAAUUAACCACUCUAUUUAAGAAAAGAAGAACGUCAAAAUGAAUAUAUAAAUUUGGUCAGAUUUUUUUAAAGAUUAAAAGAUAAAGGUUCAAGAGUUCCUUUAUUAAUUAAUUAUAGUUAAAAAAAUAGACCAGCUGAUAACAUAAUAAUUACAUUUUUUAAAAUUUAUCCUUAUAUACAUUUAAAUAGUGGAAAUUACGAUUUAUUUAAAGAAUUUAUUCUAAGCAAAGAUGUUAGACAAUGGUAGAAAAGAGUAUAUAUUAGAGAUGAAGAAAAUUAAGAUUUUGAUGAAGAAGAAAGUGAUGCUAAUUAGAUUAAUUGA